This is a messenger RNA of Clunio marinus, 240 nucleotides long. Lineage: Eukaryota; Metazoa; Arthropoda; Insecta; Diptera; Chironomidae. The record is from the annotation of a GenBank genome assembly.
AUGUUGAGGGAUGAAAAUUUACGGCCGCACCAAAGCCUCACAAUUUCAUUAUCGCCUUAUACCCUGCGUGAACGAAUUCAAACGGCACGACACAAAAGUGGAUUAAGUGGGACAGUUAUUUGGUUUUCUACAGUUAAUAGAUCCGGGAUAAGAACGAGCAAAUACCAAAUAAGCAUCAGAAUAAGAAAAGAAAAAGGAAGUUUAAACAAUAUUACGAAUCUUCGUCUUGAAAAUUGGUGA